Molecule: messenger RNA, 1611 nt
Organism: Aplosporella prunicola CBS 121167
Lineage: Eukaryota; Fungi; Ascomycota; Dothideomycetes; Botryosphaeriales; Aplosporellaceae
Exons: 2
Coding region: 1-1611 (536 amino acids)
Biological process (GO): positive regulation of transcription by RNA polymerase II
Cellular component (GO): nucleus
Molecular function (GO): DNA-binding transcription factor activity, RNA polymerase II-specific; zinc ion binding; transcription cis-regulatory region binding
Source: RefSeq, a predicted model, not a curated record
AUGAGCAGGCAACUGCAGGUGCGGAGACGCCCACCUCCUCGGCUAAGAACCAAGACAGGCUGCCUUACCUGCCGGAAACGGAAGAAGAAGUGCGAUGAGAGGAGGCCGGAAUGCCAGAUAUGUUCUCGUCUGUCGUUGGCCUGCAUCUGGGACGACAGCCCCCACGAAGAAAGCUGCAACGGAGAGCAGUCUGCAGCUGCUUGCAGAAACGGGGAUGAUGCUCGCCCGACUGCACGGGAGCUGCUGUACCUGGCCGCAACUUACGCGGCACAACCCGCAAAGGCGUUGCGGGCGACCCCAGGACUGCGGAAUGAGAACGAGCAAAAGCUGUUCGUCUAUAUGGCCGAGGAGUAUAUGCCCAUGCUUGUCCGCGAAUACACGGAUCCCACCUUCGCGGACCAAUCACAUGUGCUGACUGUUGCGCUGGGAGAUCCGUGCGUUAUGGACUCUCUGCUUGCGAAUGCUUGCCUCUUUUUGGCGAGUGCAGAUGAAAGCUAUAGCAACAAUGACGCUGCUUUGAAGUUCUACGCCAAGGCUGUGAGGGGGCUUCGACAGAACUUACAAGACCUGCAGGUAACGGAGGCGGAUGACGCUCUCUUGAUUUCAACCACGUUUCUCGGGCUUUAUGAGGAGACAAUAAAUGAUACGUAUUAUCGGCCGUUGUUGCAUUAUGCAACGACUGCCCAAUUACUCAAGCUGCAAGCUCCGGGACUGGCCCAAAACUCGAACUCCAAAACCCGUCAAAUCUUUCUACGAUGCAUUGCGGAGUCGACAGUGUACCACAUCACUACCCGAGCCAUUUUCGAACCCGAAAUCGACCGUCUGAGCAACAUAUUCACUUGGAGUGAAAUAGAGCCUUUCCUGCAAUUACGAGCAGUCGCCGACGCAUCGGAUUGCGCCAAUUCGCCUCUCCUUGGUUCCAUCCCGAAGAUAUAUUAUCUUGUCUUCGAGACAACCCGUCUAACCAGACGUGUUCCGCUCGAGACUCAAGAUAUGAACACGGCCCAAGCGGUUCUUGGGGAAGUCACAAACAUAAAAGCUCAGAUAGAGCAAUCAGUGACACAAACUCCCAGUUCUGAUGGCAUGUCCAGUUGCGAGGUUCAAGAGCAGAGGGAGCCUGAAAAAGAUGAUCAUGUCUCAAAUUUCUGGAUUCUCGCCCUGAAGAUAGCCCUAUUCAAGAUAAUCGACCCAUCGACAACUGUUUCCAACCCAAUGAUCCAAGGGCUGGUGAAGCAAGGCUGCGAUCUUCUUCAAGCGCCUGCAUUUGCCUUUUUCGUGGACGGAGAGAUACAAUUGGAAGCAUUAUGGGAAUUUUGUGAUAUGAUCUGCUGGCCCUUGAUGGUGCUUGGAUGCGCCGCACUGCACAGAGAGCAUAUUUCCAUGCUAAAGACUAUUAUCGUCAACUUGGCAGAUGCAAGAUAUUGUUCUGCCUAUGAGCUGCUAAUACGCCAAAUCAUGGAAGCUGCAUGGAAAGCAAAUGAGCGGACGCACUCCAUGCCCAGUUCGACUUCUUCUGAGCCUUGGGAGAUGCCGGUAUAUGGAAGCCAAGACGGAUUGGAUAUUCUUAUUCAAGACCAUAGUAUAUGGUGCCGCCACGGCAUAUCGUCGUAG